Oppiella nova is the source of this 1323-nucleotide messenger RNA. Lineage: Eukaryota; Metazoa; Arthropoda; Arachnida; Sarcoptiformes; Oppiidae. The record is from the annotation of a GenBank genome assembly.
AUGAAUGAGCCACCGGUCGGUGCCCUGAGGUUUGCCAAACCAAAGCCUAUUACAAAGCCUUCGCCCGAUAUCAUCGAUGCGACCAAAAAGAAGACCUCCUGUUUAGGUGGGGAUCAGCCCACCUCUGAAAACUGUCUAUACGUCAACAUAUGGGCGCCCCAUAACAUCACAACUUUAAAACCUGUUAUGUUUUGGAUAUAUGGCGGGGGUUACAGAGCGGGCUCUAUAUUCUCGGACAUGUAUAACGGCAAGUCAUUGGCCUCUUAUGAUGUCGUGUAUGUGGCCGUGGAUUACAGGUUGGGUUCGUUGGGCUUCCUAUACGGUGGCGAUGAUGAGGAGACCCCCGGAAAUCUGGGACGUUUGGAUCAACUCGAGGGGUUAAAAUGGGUGCGAGAAAACAUCCAUCUGUUCGGUGGAGAUAAGGAUAAGAUAACGAUAUUCGGUGAGAGCGCCGGUAGUGGCUCAGUGUCAACUCUGGUUUUAUCUCCACUGGCGAAAGGGCUGUUCGCGAGGGCUAUACUACAGUCUGGCGCUGAGCUCCACAACCGGAAGGCAACUCAUACUAAAGCCCAGGCAUUAGCGGAGGCCAAGGAAAUGGCCAAACAUUUCAAGUGUACGGACGAUAAGACGUGGUUAGAGUGCCUGCGAAAGGUUGACGCGAAUGAGAUCCACGCAUACACUCAGCUAACUGUGGGUCCCCUCGUGGGCACCGCCUAUAUGCCACUCACGGCACAGGAGGCGUUCAAAGAUGGAAAGUAUAAUACAGUGUCUGUGAAAGACGCGAAUGAGAUCCACGCAUACACUCAGCUAACUGUGGGUCCCCUCGUGGGCACCGCCUAUAUGCCACUCACGGCACAGGACCGCAAGUUUCUACCUUUCAUAUUAUGUCCAGUCACAGACACUUUAGCGCUAAAUUCUUCUGGUGUAGUCCGUAAUGAGGGCUCACUUGUGGCCCCACAACUCAAAGGCAAUAUCACUGAAGAGGUAUUCAUUAAUGCCAUCAAAGGACUCAUCGGUGACAUGGAUUUGGGGGAAGUGCUGGCCUAUUAUCUCAAAGAUGUCAAAAAGGAUGACUACGCGGCCUAUCGGUGGGCAUACUAUGACCUGUUUGGCGAUAUCAAUUUGAAGUGCAAUACAUAUCUGUUUGCCAAACAAGUGGCCCAACACUCGACCACAAGGAAUGUCUACUUCUAUGAACUCACGUAUCAAAGUGGCGGACGUUUGAAGGGAUGUGAUGAGCAGACAAUGGGUAUAUGCCAUGGAUCUGAUCUCGAGUUCGUGUUCUACAGGACUGGUGCCACCCCUCAACUCGACCUACCAUUC